AUGGAGCGUGACAUCAGACGAGACAGAGGCCAGUGGAAGGGAUGUUACACCUUCAAGGACAUCAUCUGCGAUGGUGACUCUGGCCGGACCACAAAGCGGAACGGUGGCUUGAAGAUGGGCCAGACAUAUUACUUUUAUUACGAGCUAGAUGGCGCGGCUGAGACACAUGAUCCUGCUCUUCCCUCAACAAAUAACUGCCCAUAUCUCCCCGGCCAGACUGUCAACACUCUCUACGUUCCUGUCGAGCAUACCCUCAGGAACCGCAGCGCAUCCACCAACUCCCUCCGCGAGGAAAACUACAUGACCAUGAACCCAAACGACAGGUACAGCACGCCGCAACCGGCAGUCGUCUCAUUGAUGAACGCCGCUUCCCGUGCCGCUACCGCCCCUCUACCUGAACUCAAGCGCUCUGCCAGGUCCAACUCACCUGGUUCCAGUUGGUUCUCGCCACGCCGGUUGUUCGGUCGCAAGCAAAGCUCUUCCUCCCUGCCCGAGAUCAGGGCACCAACACCUACCGAUGAUACUCGGAGUAUCAGGUCAUCCGGGUCGAGCAAGUCCAGGGACAUGUCGCCCGAGUCGCUUCGCCGGUUCCUGUCUGAUGAUGUACUACCUGAAGAGGAGUACCAGACAGUGGAUCGUCCAGCCAUCACCAUCCCCGAUGACAUCGCCGAGGAGAACGAAGAUGACGAUAUGUUUGCCACAUCUGCCGUGUCGGAAUACAUGCAGUUCACUGGCCUCUCUCCUCCACCAUCUCAACGCUCCCUCACUCCCUCUCCCCCUGUCGAAUCCGAUGAGGCUCCUACACCUACUCUUGCCGCUACGGUGCCCUGCCUCAAUCUUUCGGUCCCCACGCUGUCUCUCGUUGACACCAGCUCACCUCAAUCCCCGGCCAAUUCGCCUCCGGCUUUCUACCACUCUGACGACGACGAGGAUGAGACUCCCGAGGAUGACCUCCUCCCUCUUCCCAUGCUCGACUACAGCACAGCCCGCAAGGCUUCUGCCGGCUCAGUCAGAAGCACCCUCUCCACCUACAGCCUUCCCCAAUCUUCUCCCCAGGAAGAGAAGUCAAAGUCCUCUCUCAUGGUCCCCAGGAUCGAGACCAACAUUCCUGUCUCUCAUACAUCUUUCCUUAACAGCCCUACUCCCAACUCGGGUCUGGAAGAGUUGAUGAACGAGUUGGGUUGGAUGGCUGAUGCCAUUCGUGGUUAA
Molecule: messenger RNA, 1209 nt
Organism: Sordaria macrospora k-hell
Lineage: Eukaryota; Fungi; Ascomycota; Sordariomycetes; Sordariales; Sordariaceae
Source: RefSeq, a predicted model, not a curated record